This is a messenger RNA of Dentiscutata erythropus, 644 nucleotides long. Lineage: Eukaryota; Fungi; Glomeromycota; Glomeromycetes; Diversisporales; Gigasporaceae. The record is from the annotation of a GenBank genome assembly.
ACAACGUUAAAAAUGAAAUUGUUGAUAUCCGACAACGUAAUAAAAAAGCAAAAAAAGAACCUAAUGUUGGAAAUUUUGGUAAACAUGAAUGGUUAAAUCAAAAAAUUCCAAAGAGCCAAAGAGAACAGACAACUCAACUUCGUAUCUACAGAUAUUGUCGAAGCGGUCAUACUACAUAUUACAAUGGUUGUAAUAAUUGCAAUAAUAGAAACCAAGAUCCUCAUUCAGGCCCUCCAAUUUAUCAAUUCUACAAUACUAUUUUGGAAGGAGAUUUAGAUCUUGGUGACUUUGUUAAUUUGCAGCAACUAUAUAUCUACGGUGUUCAGAACCAGAAUCAAGAUUUAAAUUUAAAGAUCGAUAAAUGUAAUAGUCUAACUCGACUAGAAAUUCAUAAUACUCAGUCAGUUAAUAUUAUUCGAAAAACUCAAGACCUUAGUUUUGAUCUUUUAAUAGAUACUCAACAAGAAGUUUUACAAAAUGACGGCACAUUUUCCCGAAAACAACUAGAGAAAGUUAAAAAUAAAUUGUCUAAUGUGCUUACUAUUGAGGGAAUUCAGGAGUUAUUACGUAAAAAGGUGGAAAUUAAUGAUUUGGAAGUUCAAUUAAAUAAUCUUAAAAUUCGAAGAAAAUACAGUAUUUUUUAG